Molecule: messenger RNA, 831 nt
Organism: Cladophialophora immunda
Lineage: Eukaryota; Fungi; Ascomycota; Eurotiomycetes; Chaetothyriales; Herpotrichiellaceae
Exons: 1
Coding region: 1-831 (276 amino acids)
Source: RefSeq, a predicted model, not a curated record
AUGCCUCCUACAGGUCUUUCAGGUCUCGCAAUCCUCCUGGGCGCCGGCCCCACUACGGGCGCGGGCAUUGCCCGGGUCCUCGCCCGCCCGUCCCAAGGGAACCUCGCUGUCGCCCUCCUCUCGCGCAGCGGCGACGUCCAGCUCGCCGAGCGGUUAUCGCGCGAAUCCGACGGCGGAGUGCUCAAGGCGUUCAAAACCGACACUUCAGAACAAAGCUUGAACAGUGCAUUUGACGAGAUCAAGCAAUGGUCCGAAUCGCUCGGCCAGGACGUGAAAUUGAAAUUGGCCAUCUGGAGCAUCAAGCACUCCCAUAAGACGCCCUUCGAGGACGAGUCCGCCCAGCGCUUCGGAGACAGUCUGCAGAUCUACGUCACUGGGGCCAUGGCGUUCAGCCAGCUUUGCCUCAAAUGGAUGCUGGCCCAGUACCCGGCGGAUGUGGAGAGGAGCUCAGAAGGCGGCCAGGAGGAAAUGAUCAAGAAAGGCACGCUGAUCUUCACGGGCACCUUGGGCGCUUUGAGGACUAAUCCGGGCUACGCCGCUUACGGGGCUGGAAGAGCCGGCGUGAGGAUGCUGGCCCAGAGUCUGGCGCGAGAGUAUUCUGCCAAGGGUGUUCACGUUGUCCACGCCAUUGCAAACGGCGGCAUUAUGGACAUUGAUUCGUCCGCGGUCGAUGGUGCGGCUGCAGAUGCGAAAGAGAAAGCGGCCAAGGUCAUGCUUGGAGAAAGGAUCCGUGCGGAAAGUGUGGGCAGGCUGUACCUGGACUGUAUGCGGCAGAGCUGCGAUCUGUGGGUUCACGAGUUAGACAUGAGGCCCGCAAGGGAGAAGUUUUGA